Branchiostoma belcheri (Belcher's lancelet) is the source of this 2715-nucleotide messenger RNA. Its product is annotated as polymerase delta-interacting protein 3-like. The coding region runs from base 55 to 1422 and encodes 455 amino acids. The transcript is spliced from 12 exons. The record is from RefSeq and is a predicted model, not a curated record. Gene Ontology annotation, molecular function: mRNA binding. Gene Ontology annotation, cellular component: nucleus. Lineage: Eukaryota; Metazoa; Chordata; Leptocardii; Amphioxiformes; Branchiostomatidae. Gene Ontology annotation, biological process: mRNA export from nucleus.
GGGCGGGGUCAGCCUGCCAGACCAGCCCAGGGGCGUGGCAGCUACCAGAGCACCAUGGCAACCAGACCACAGCACUUUGACGCAAGACAGAAGCUCAACUCACCAAAAGUUGUAGACGCCCGUCAGAAGCUCCAAGCCAAGUCUCCAGUGGACGCUCGGGAAAAGUUACAGCAACAGAGACAACCAGUGGACGCACGGCAGAAACUGCAGCAGAAGAAGCAGGAGAAGCAGCUGGUUACCGUGACGAUAGGCGACGCCCGGGACAGGUUGCAGCAGGCCGCGCCCGUCGUUAAGGACGCACGACAGAUGCUGCAGCUGAAGAGGAAGUCAGGUGACCUGGGCGGGGAGGGGGGCGCCUCCACCAGCGUCAAACAGAAGAACGGCAACCUGACAAUGACGAUUCCAGGUCUUGGAAGUCCAAGUCCUUCAAAAAAGCUGAAGACAGAGCCAGCGGUCAGUGUGAAACCAGGAGGGAUGACCAUCACUAUGGUCAAUGACACAGCCAGGAAUCAGAAUCAGAGAAAACCUUUUUCACCACCUGUGGACACCCUGUCUACCCCUAAAACCAUCACCAUUGGUUCGCGCCAGCUCAAGGGGAUGACCAUUACCACACUGAACCCGGCUGCUAGGACUGCACCAUCACCACAAAAGUGGUCUGAACUGUCAGAAACAGAACUGGAAGUAGAGGGCACAGAUCUGCCCAGCUCCUCUGAUGGGAUGGGGUCCCCAGCAACAAGCUUGCGGUCGAUGCCUCCAGCUAAACUUGGGUCUGGCAGUAUCCUGGACUCCCCUGGCGGUCCUGUCAUCAAAAUCGUUAACGACAUGGCCGGGAGGACGAAACCUGUCAAGACGCGACCAGAACCCAGACUGGAAGACGCAGAGGAACUAGUUAUCACUAGAACAAACCCUGUUGCCGCAGUACCCAAACCCAAGCCGGCACCACCGGCACCUAAACCACCACCAGCUAAGGUGGAGGAGGAGGAGAGUGAAAAGGAAUUCACCAGUCCACUCCAGGGGACUAAGAUCACAGUGUCCAACUUGCAUCCUGUAGUGUCCGAAAACGAUGUUAUCGAACUUUUCAGUGACCUUGGUCCGCUGAAACGUGCUCGGCUGAUCAAGCAGGGCGUGGCGGAGGUCGUGUACGUGAAACGGGAGGACGCCAUCAACGCGUACAAAAAAUACCACAACAGGGACCUUGACAGCCAGCCCAUGAAGCUGACACUACACCUCCCAUCUAACCCCCCUCCCUCCACACCAACAUCUGCAGCACUGGAGCAUCUCAAGAUGCGAGCAGCCUCAUCCCCACCAGCUACCCAGAAGCCUCUAGAAAUCAACACAAUACACCGAGCGCUGUUCAAAUCCAGCGCCGCCUCAGACCCCGCAGUCCCUAACAAACCUGUCGUCUUUACUGUUAAGAUAUAGAUUGUUUCUCACGACUCCCCCUUCCGCUAAUGGUAUCAUCCAUGCUCUUGACACUUUUGGGGGAAGUUGGACCAAUCCAUCAUACAGAUAGGGAUGUUUUGACAAACCUAAAGGAAAAGAGUCUAUCGCCCUUGAAGAAAAUGCUAGGGACAUGCACACCCACACAACAUUUGACCACCCCUAUUUACAAGUGGUAUGACCUGGAUGUUUCUUUUGGACCAGUCCACUUUGGAAAUGGGUGUUGCAGAAGCCUUGCAGAGGUUUUGCAAGGACAGUCACUGUGGGAAAAUUUUGAACUCAGUACUGCUAUUCUUCAGUGGUAUACCCCAGGUACUGGGUCCAAGACUUAACAAUUUGAACAGAUCAUACAUAGAUAACAGAUAUGAUUCAGAAUGUUUUUCUGGUAGUUUGGGUAGAAUCUGUUUUUACCAUUCUUGGAAAAUGUUGAAAAGUGGAAAAAAACAUGGUGAAGUCUCUCAAAUUUAAAAUGUUUGUUUUCUCAUUUAAGAGAGAAAGUUGAGUACAGUAGAGGUAACUUUGGUGUGCUACAUACAUGUAUAUAGACACAUUCUGAACCUUUAGAAUCUAUAACAUCUGUAUCUGUAACCUGCUUACAAUGCAGAUGUAUUAAGACCAUUUAGAUGGUAGUUUAUAAUUGAGCUUGCUGAUACUCAGGAUCAUGUACAUACAUGAUAGUACAUUCUGUUCCUUCCUGCAUUUAUAGCAACAGUUAUCCAAGAUGGUUUACAACUUGUUUGUUUUGUAGUGUAAAUAUAGUAUCAUUCUGUAUUAUGUACAGCCAUUUUCUUUCUUUUUGUUGAAUAAAGUUAAUCAUUAUUAGGGUGUAAAGCUAAUGUCUGAAGUGAUUGUAACAAAUACAAAUUAACAUUCAGCAAUGAAUCCUUUAGAAUACAACAAACCAGCAUACUGUGGUUACCAUAUUUUUUCUGAUAAUUCUUAGGUUCCUGGCAACUUAUCAUUUACCCUUUGGUUUAAUUUCUUGCUUGUACUUCAGAGCAUAAGAAUUGCAUACUUAAGCCUUCUUUCUACCAAGGAAGACCUUUGGUGCUUUAUUUGUAUUUGGGUACAGGGUUAUGUAGCAGAAGAAAUGUUGGAAGAGUAGCUCAAUUUAUCUCAUCCAAUUUAAAAAUUUACUCUUUGGUUAAGUACUAGUAUAGUAGUUUUUCCCCUUCCUUCUCAAAAAAGCAUUGUGUUUGGGGAUAAGUGCAAGAGUUUUAGUCUUUAUGUACAUUUUGAGUUUAGUUGAGUUGACAUUAAAUGCCUGUACAUGUC